Messenger RNA from Dermacentor silvarum, 1017 nucleotides. RefSeq names its product protein D1. The record is from RefSeq and is a predicted model, not a curated record. The coding region runs from base 82 to 735 and encodes 217 amino acids. The transcript is spliced from 2 exons. Lineage: Eukaryota; Metazoa; Arthropoda; Arachnida; Ixodida; Ixodidae.
UUCCAUGGUAUACGUAUACCGAAGCAGCAACGGCAGUCCACGUCUUUCUCGUCUGCCGGGAGGACGAUACACGCAUCGACAAUGACGAUAAUCAAGCUUUCGGCUCUGCUGCUGCUCCUGGUAGCGACUCUCUGGGCCCCCAGUCGCCAAGAAGUGGCCAAGGAAGGCUCCAGCAGCGGAGUCAAGAAGCCCGAGCCCAUGUCGGGAGGCAUCGCUUUGCCCGACCUCUACCUGUGGAAGGACUCCGGCCUGAUAAGCGACCUGUCCCUGGCCGACACGCCUCACGCGCUCCUGGACAUCCAAUACGCAGACGUGCUCGUGUCGGAACUCAACAAGACGUACACGCUCGAACAGACGCAGAGCGCUCCACAGGUUAGGCUUAGGGGCUACCUCAGGUGCGGCUCUCCGUACUCGCUGCUCAUGGUCGACCCGGACGCGCCUAGCCGGAAGAAUCCCGUGAAGCGAAGUUGGCUCCACUGGAUGGUGCUCAACGCGCCGAGCAGCGACAAGUUUCACGAAGGCGACGUCGCCAUGCCGUACAAUGGUCCGAACCCUCCCAAAGGGUCGGGACCUCACCGGUACGUGUUCUUGGUCUACUGCCAGGACGGAGCGCACCUGAACAAGGACGAGAUGAUGCCCAAGGAAAGGCCCAGCUACAACGUCGCCAAAUUCUCCGAGAAACUGGCCACGAAGAUGCCAAUCGCAGGCUGCUUCUAUUACGUCGAGAAAGUCUGAGUGGAAGUCGGCGUCGCAGACUCUUCAACUCCGGCGAGAACGGGGGUGCCGUGAGACGGAUCAGCCGAACUGCCGAGCGGACGUUGUGCGACCACCCGCCGCUGAACUGCAAUACAUCCGAAAUACUGUCGGCAUAGCGAGUUAGUAUACGGUAAACAUUUCAAAUAAGACGCAGUUCCCGCGUCGUCCAUUGCCUUUCGUCUAUAUAUACGACUUUCUCGGGUAUGUGGAAAUUGCAGUAUGCAUCUUUGUAGACCUGGUUUGCCUUAAGAAACACGUUGA